AUGAACAGAAAUUCAAGCCUUAAUUUAGGAUUUGAUGGAAGCAAAAAUAAGAAAAGAAAAGAGUUAAAAGUAUUAUUUGUGUCUAGACGUGACUCAUGCCGUGGGCCAAUAGCCGAAACUAUAUUUCAGCAUUUAGCUGAAAAGUACAAUCUCAAACAUUUUAAUCGGUUUUCCUGGAGAGCCAACAGCGCUGGUCUUGAAAAAUACAAUCAAGGAAAUCUUCCUGAACAUUUUUGUCUUCGGGUUCUCGCUGAAAAUAAUUUAGAAACAAUGCACGGCUGUCGACAGAUAAGACUGUUUGAUUUUACUCGAUAUGAUUAUAUUCUUUGCAUGGAACCCAAACAGUUAGCAUCCUUAGUAGAAAUGGCUCCAAAAGACAAGAAAGCUCGACUGUUCAUGUUAGGGGAUUUCAUUAAAGGACGUGAUAAAAUUAUUUGUAGUCCAAGCGAUGAGGAUUACAAUGCAUUUAGAAUAUGUUUUGAGCGUUUAUACAUAGCAUGCGAAGAAUUCUACUUUCAUGUUAAUGAAAAGAGAUUUUACUGACCAUCGAAUGGCUCACUGCGAUGGUUUUCAAGUUUAGUUUAGGAAGCAGAAGAAACGAAAUAAAAUAUCAAGUCUUCUUAUAUUUGCAUAAAUUACAAAAUCUUUCUACGUUAAGAAUAUCAAAAAAUUAAUACCGUACUGGUUGUAUUACCUUUUGAAACUAGAGCUAGGUAGACACAAGUAUUUCAAACAGUCAAAUGACAUGCUCAUCUUUGUUUCCGAGACAUAAAUCGGCUCAAGGCUAACAUUAAAAAUCAUUACUUUCGUGAAAUAAUUUACAUUGUAAAUGUUGUGCAUGUAAAAUUUGAAAGUUUAUAAAUGGCAAAAUUUACAAAGAAAUUUCCUAUGGUCUGUUGAAGAAGAAAUUUUUUUUUUUCAAUAUUUUUAGCAUGGUUUU
Molecule: messenger RNA, 940 nt
Organism: Clunio marinus
Lineage: Eukaryota; Metazoa; Arthropoda; Insecta; Diptera; Chironomidae
Source: the annotation of a GenBank genome assembly